AUGCUGAAGCACAAAGACAUGAAGCGCCAUGCUCUCAAUUUUGCAGAGAGUGGCGACAAGUUUGCCAAGGCCUUUGUAGCUGCUUUUCAGAAGAUGAUUGGGUUGGGAUCGGCCAGAUGCUCAACCACAGGCACUGUAUGUGGAGCAUCACAAGUGUGCGAGAAGAAGUUGGACUCAGAGGGAUUCUAUAUUGAAGGUACAUGCAAAAGAAAUGAAGUCAUAGAUGGGCCUUUGUGUGACGCUGAUAAAUGUCCCGAACAUGUAGCUUUGAUGAAGGUGAUUGUGGCGAGAAUGACUGCAAUGCCGGCUGCACAGCGGAAAUGCGCGGAGACGCCCAGUGUAACGAAGCUUGCAAUGUCAAAGCAUGUAACUUUGACCACGGUAAUUGCGUCGAGGAUGAUUGUAGCAGAGGUUGUCCAAAGGCAUGGGGAAGGUGACUCGGAAUGCGACAGGGCGUGUAUUAACAGAGCGUGUAAAUGGGACAAUGGUGACUGUCCGGUGCCUUCUGAUAACAACAAAGACUGUGGUACACGGUUUUGGGGUGAUUUUAAUGAUUGUUGCUUGUCCUGGGCUUUCUUUGGGCAUUGUGAGAGACUCCCUAAAUACAUGCUGGCUUCGUGCCCCAAUGCGUGUCUUGUAGGCAAACGCUUCGAUCCAAAGUUGAAGAAGGAUUGGUCUGUCAAAUGCCCAUCGUUGGCGGCUGAUGGCCAUUGCGAGGAAAGUCCCGAGUACAUGUUGGUAGUGUGCAAGGCCUCGUGCAAACACGCAAUCCAUUAA
Sphaeroforma arctica JP610 is the source of this 777-nucleotide messenger RNA. RefSeq lists its product as hypothetical. The record is from RefSeq and is a predicted model, not a curated record. Lineage: Eukaryota; Ichthyosporea; Ichthyophonida. The transcript is spliced from 2 exons. Bases 1 to 777 code for a protein of 258 amino acids.